Messenger RNA from Cercospora beticola, 2628 nucleotides. RefSeq names its product WD40 repeat domain-containing protein. The record is from RefSeq and is a predicted model, not a curated record. Gene Ontology annotation, molecular function: protein binding. NCBI's taxonomy places the organism in Eukaryota, Fungi, Ascomycota, Dothideomycetes, Mycosphaerellales, Mycosphaerellaceae.
AUGUCUACCUUACAAGGCGUACACAAAGACAUCAUCUUGACUGGAGUCGCUGCAGACAAUACAAAGUUCACCUUUCCACGCAGCAGCCAUCUCAUCAUCGCCACGCCAAGACAUAUCUUCGCCUGGGACGCAUCUGGCAUCCACAAAAUCUUCCAAAGCAGUCGCAACGGCAUCAUCGCUGCGAGAGAAGCCAAAGAUGGAUCAGGACUCCUCGCAGUGGCCAGUAAAGAUGUGGUCGUGCUGCAUGACACGAAGAGGGGCAAGGAGCACAGCUGGGGACUGAAUGCCCCUGACGAAGAAUUGCGACACUUGGAGUAUUCUCAAGAUGCCAAGAUGCUCUACUUGUCAACUACGUCGCAUGGUCUCAUCCAACAGUACAGUCUGGAGAAGUGCCGUCUGCUUGAGCCUCUACAGAAACAUGAGACCGCUCCUGUUGCACUUGCUGUGUCCUGCACUGGAGACUUGAUGCUAUCUGCAUCGAGUGACCCGCCCACGAUCUACCUCAAGAGCACGACAGCAAAUGUGACAAGCACAUUAAUUCAGCCUACCUCCUCGACUGCUGCUGUGUGUGCUGCAGCUUUCCAUCCCGAACGACCGAACAUAUUCAUGCUUGGCUUUCGAGACGCAACGGUAGCUGCGUUCGAUGCUACGAACAUCGUCAAUAUCACUGGCACCUACGAAACUCAGCUCGAUUUUGGCUGGGAGAUUUCCAGCUUCCAGAAUCUUCACCGCAAGGUCACCACGGAGAACAUUCUGUCGGGGUCUACAAGCAUCGUUGCACCAAUUGCUGGAGUCGCCUUCUUGCCUGGCUACAGACUGCGAGCCGUCACGGCUGGCCGAGAUGGACGUUGCCGCAUCAUCGACUUCGCAAAUGGCGGUGUCGUACUUCGUACAUGGCAGUGCAAAGAGUCGUGUACUUCACUUGCCAUUCUCGCAGGGUCUACCAGUGGCUCUGUACGGACUGCUCCUGUCGGAAAUGGUGGACAAAGCGAUGAUCAAGAUCAACAAGGUGAAGUGAUCGCUGUAGGAUUAGCAGAUGGAUCAGUUCAGCUUUACAAUAGUUUGGGCUUGCUACUAGCUCAACAGCGAGUGAGCUCACGGGAGGAGAAGAUUAUCAGUGUUGAGUGGAGUGUCGGCUCAGCUCCUGUCGCGAUCAACGAUGCAACUUUGGGCAACUUUGGCGAGGCAGAUUCCGAUAUAACCCUCGAUGCAGUACGGAGUGUUGCCACGUCUGCGCCUUCCAGGCCAAGGACUGGUGAUACCACGAGGACACAGGCAGCGAAGAACGGUCUGGGUCUGCCAAGCAGCUUGAGAAGAGGGCAGGGGCUAUCAACACAACAAGUGCAACGCCAGUUGACAUUCCACCCCGACGAGAUCAAUACCCCUACUGUGCGACGCACGCCGAUGUCGAAGCAACAAGUCUUCGCACCUUCCUCUGGUCAAGGAUACAAGGACUUGUUCACCACAGGAGAGCGGGAUAUACCCUCGUCUACGUUCAGACGACAAGUUUCCAGUCCACCAAGAAACCGCCCUAGCAUCUCAAGCCAGACAUUCCUCAGGUAUCCUGCUUCGAGCAUAAGAAGCACGAAAUCAAGACGUGGCACACUUGCGUGCUCGACUCGAGCGUUUGCAGACCGCACGAGUAGUGCUAGCUCCAGGACGGGGCAACAAGGGGCAGCGAAGAAGAUUUCUCUUGGUAUGAGGCAGCGAGAACAGUCAAAGCUGCCCCCACUUCACUCACGAGGGCGUCGAACUGCGUUCAAGUCCAGUAAUGCUGUUCUUGGUGACGCUGCGACCGCGAGCUUUCGUCCACGAUCGAAUGAAGGAAAGACACAGUCCAGAGGUAGGCCAAUCGCAUGCGCCAAAACUUCCCUGAGCCAGGGCGGUGAGCACGAAGAAGAUGUCUGGCUCACGUCCGACAAUGACGAGAAUCUUGCCGAUCGAGAGCUACCUCGAAGACGCGAUGAUAAGCACCAAUACCAAGCCAUCUUAGGACAAAGCCCGCAACAAGAUGGUCAUCCUUCUCAGAGACCACUUAAAACGCACGCCUACGUUGCUCCUGGUAAAGGCCUCAACUCAGUCUCCUCAGACGUCAGACAGCUUUUUCCGCGAACGUCUUCGCUCUCGCCACGUAUGGCUCGGAAUGCCACAGAGUUAAGGGAUGCAGCGAACGGAUCGCGUUCAAUACCAAGAAAGCAGAACGAUGGUGCUGCCGACGUGCCAUCUUCAAGCUUGCGUCCUUUCAUCGCUUCAGCAGCCAAGCACCCAAGAACACCUUGGACUCGCGUACGAGCUGGAAAGGAUGUCGCGCAAAAGGAGCAGAGUUCGAGAGCAAAGUUGAAGGCACAAUCAGCAGCACCAGUGAGAGCCAGAUCCAUCAAGAAGAACCCGUUCGUGACUGUUUUGCUGCAGUCAGAUGGUUCCAUCGAUGUGCCGCCAGCAUCUCCUGAGCGGCCAGCUGGGCUGACAAGAAGUCCCAGUGUUGAUUGCUUGACCUGUGCAGAGACUCAAGCGAGAGUGCAAGCGCUGGAGGUAGAGGUGCAGGAUUUGAAGGAUGAGGUGUCUAAGCUCAAGAGUGUGUUGUUCCGAGGAGCCAAGCUGGGCGAAGAGAAGCGCUCGUGGCGUUAG